CCCCAGGACCCUGCUGGGAUUUUUGAGUUGGUAGAAGUCGUCGGCAAUGGGACCUACGGGCAGGUCUAUAAGGGCCGCCAUGUCAAGACAGGGCAGCUGGCAGCCAUCAAGGUCAUGGAUGUUACUGAGGACGAGGAGGAAGAGAUCAAGCAGGAGAUCAACAUGCUGAAGAAGUACUCGCACCACCGCAACAUUGCCACUUACUAUGGGGCCUUUGUCAAGAAGAGCCCCCCAGGGCAUGAUGACCAGCUCUGGCUGGUGAUGGAGUUCUGCGGCGCUGGAUCUGUUACUGACCUGGUGAAGGGCUCCAAGGGCCACGCGCUGCGCGAGGACGUCAUCGCCUAUGUCUGCCGCGAGAUCCUGCGGGGCUUGGCCCAUCUGCACGCGCACAAGGUGAUUCAUCGUGACAUCAAGGGGCAAAAUGUGCUGCUCACCGAAAACGCCGAGGUCAAGCUGGUUGACUUUGGGGUCAGUGCACAGCUGGAUCGCACAGUGGGCCGGCGCAACACCUUCAUUGGCACGCCCUAUUGGAUGGCGCCCGAGGUUAUUGCCUGUGACGAUGACCCCCAUGCCACCUACGACUGCCGGAGUGACAUCUGGUCCCUGGGCAUCACUGCCAUCGAGAUGGCUGAGGGAGCCCCCCCACUGUGUGAUAUGCACCCCAUGCGUGCCCUGUUCCUCAUCCCACGGAACCCCCCACCGCGCCUCAAGUCCAAGAAGUGGUCGAAGAAGUUCCUGGACUUUGUGGAGACCUGCCUGACCAAGGCCUACACGAGCCGCCCAGGCACCGAGCAGCUGCUGCAGGCACCGUUCAUCCGGGACCAGCCCCCUGAGCGCCAGGUCCGCAUCCAGCUGCGGGACCACCUGGACCGCGCCCGGCGGCGCCGCGGGGAGAAGGAUGAGACGGAGUACGAGUAUAGCGGCAGUGAGGAGGAGGAUGAUGGCCACGGCGAGGAAGGGGAGCCCAGCUCGCUGAUGAAUGUCCCUGGGGAGUCGACGCUGCGCCGUGAGUUUCUGCGCUUGCAGCAGGAGCACAAGGGGGGCGUAGGGCCCGGGCCUGGUCCUGCUCCUGUGGCCCCGCCCCCACCGGGUCCUGCCCAUGACCCCGAGGCCCAUGUGCAGCGACUCCUGCUGGAGCGGCAGCAACGCCUGGGUCAGCAGCGUGAGGAGCGCCGGCGCCUUGAGGAGCAGCAGCGCCGGGAGCGGGAGCAGCGGAAACUACAGGAGAAGGAGGCACGCCGCCGGGAGGGGGAGCGGCGCCAGGCUGAGCGCCAGCAGGAGUUCAUUCGGCACCGACUAGAGGAGGAGCAGCGCCAGCUCGAGGUCCUCCAGCAACAGCUGCUGCAGGAGCAGGCCCUGCUGCUGGAGUACAAGCGGAAGCAGGUGGAGGAGCAGCGCCAGGCAGAGCUGCUCCUGCUCCAGCAGGAGCACGCCUUCCUUAGCGCCCUGCAGCGCCAGCACCAGCAGGGGGCGCCACCUGCUUCGGCCCGCCCUGGCCAGGGGGAUGAGCGGGCGCGGCUGAGCAAGCAGAGCUCCCCUGUGGCGCCAGCAGGGGCGGGGUCCAUGCCUGAGGCCCCCCUUCCUCCUGGCCUCACCCCUGCUGCCCAGACUCCCCCCAUGCAGCGCCCAGUUGAGCCCCAGGAGGGGCAGCACAAGAGCCAUGUGGCGCACCGUGUACCGCUGAAGCCAUAUGGGGCACCGGUGCCGCGGUCCCAAUCCCUGCAGGAGCCACCGGCCCGGGUGGGAGGAGCCCAAGGUAGGCUUGCCCGGACACCUGGGCUCUCUGGGAGGGAGGGGGCUGAGGGUGAGAACGGGAGGGGUGGGAGCCUGGAUGCCUGGGUUCUCUCUAAGGAGAUUGCGCCCCCCCAGGUACCACAACGAACUUCAUCCAUCGCCACCGCCCUCAAUGCUGGCAGUGCUGGGGCCAGUGCCCGCCCCACCCAUGCCAUCCGCGCCAGCAACCCCGACCUGCGCCACAGUGACCCUGGGUGGGAGCGGACGGACGAUGGGCACCUGCCCCAGGCUGGGUCCCUGGAGCGCAGCCGUGGCAGAGCCCCGCCGCCACUGCGGCCCCCUGGCUCCCCUGUCCUGGCACCUGGUACCCCCCCGAAAGCUGAGGACCCGCGCUCCCGCCCUGGCCGGCCUGCUAGCUACAAACGAGCCAUCGGCGAGGCGGCAGUGGCGGCGCUGCGGGAGCGCCCGGAGGAGGCGCCACGGCCCCCCCAGAAGGCAACAGAUUAUUCAUCCUCCAGCGAUGAGCCUGGCUCCAGCGACGAGAGCGAUGGCGACAGCCCCACUGCACCCCCUGCCAGGGACGGGGACACAGACAGCGUGAGCACUAUGGUGGUCCAUGACGAGGCACCUGGCCCCCACGGACACUUCGGGGGUGAAGGGACCCUGCCCCGGCCCCGGAGCCCAGAAGUGGAGUGUGGUGCCCGCCGAGUCCCCGACACCAAUGGCUUCCCCCCCCUGCCCGAUGUGCUGCUGCCCAGUGAGGGGCCCCCCCGAGCUGACCCCCCCGGUGACUCUGGCCCUGAUUACCAGUCACGUGGGCUGGUGAAGGCCCCUGGGAAGGCCUCGUUCACCACCUUUGUGGACCCGGGGCUCUACCAGGCCGGGGGGGACCCCCUACCCCUCAUCGGACCAGGCCGAGCAUGGCCAGGGGUCGAGAGCCGUAAGGGCUCGGUGGUGAAUGUGAACCCAGCCCCCCCACGGCCCCCCAGCGACGCGCCCGAGAUCCGCAAGUACAAGAAGCGUUUCGGAUCUGAGAUCCUCUGCGCCGCCCCCUGGGGUGUGAACCUGUUGGUGGGCACGGAGCAAGGGCUGCUGCUGCUGGACCGCAGCGGGCGCGGGCGUGUCUAUGGCCUGGUCAGUCGACGCCGCUUCCAGCAGAUAGACGUGCUCGAGGGCCUCAACCUGCUCACCACCAUCUCUGGGAAGCGCAACAAGCUGCGCGUGUACUACCUGUCUUGGCUGCGCAACAAGGUGCUGCGCAAUGACCCUGAGGUGGAGAAGAAACAGGGCUGGGCCCCCGUUGGCGACCUUGAGGGCUGCACCCACUACCGCCUGGUGAAGUAUGAGCGCAUCAAGUUCCUGGUGAUUGCACUGAAGAGCUCAGUGGAGGUCUACGCCUGGGCCCCGCGGCCCUACCACAAAUUCAUGGCCUUCAAGUCGUUUGCGGACCUGCCGCACCGCCCGCUGCUGGUGGAGCUGACAGUGGAGGAGGGGCAGCGCCUCAAGGUGGUCUACGGCUCCAGCACCGGCUUCCACGCCAUUGACGUGGACUCGGGCAACACAUAUGACAUCUAUGUGCCCGUGCACAUCCCUGGCCCAGUGACACCACAUGCUAUCGUGUUCCUGCCCGACGCCGGUGGCCUGGAGAUGCUGCUGUGCUAUGAGGAUGAGGGUGUCUAUGUCAGCACCCACGGGCGCAUCACCAAGGACGUUGUGCUGCAGUGGGGGGAGACGCCCAGCUCCGUUGCGUACAUCUGCUCCAACCAGAUCAUGGGCUGGGGGGAGAAGGCCAUUGAGAUCCGCGCCGUUGACACGGGACGCCUGGACGGCGUCUUCAUGCACAAGCGGGCGCAGCGUCUCAAGUUCCUCUGCGAGCGCAAUGACAAGGUGUUCUUUGCCUCAGUGCGCUCGGGCGGCAGCAGCCAGGUUUACUUCAUGACCCUCAACAGGAACUGCAUCAUGAAUUGGUGAGGUCCUGCCCCUGGCCUUGUAAGGGGCAGGGCUUUGCUGCCAGACUCCACCUCCCUGGACCAGAGGCCUUUCCUGCUGCUGCUUUGAAUGGGGAAGGGCAUCUCUAAGGCAACUGGUGUGACUGACAGCUGGGGGACCCCCCCUCUUAUAGCCCCGCCCCCAGGGGGCAUUCUACUUGAUUGCUGCCCCCCAGAACCAGCUGCAUUUUGGGGUCCCUGCGUGGCUAGUGCCCCCCAGCUGGAGGGGGCAGGGGGGACCCUGGCGUUGUCUCUGCUUUGCUUAAUUACCCCCAGAGCCAUUAAUUACCUCCCCAGUGCAGCCUGGGGUGAAUGUUGGGGCUAGCUCCCCUCCCCCAAGUCUGUAUAUUUUGCUCUAAUUAAUCCUAUUUUGUUAAUUCCUUAAUGAAGCACUUUAAUGCCCCCCCACCUCUGUAGGGGGGGUCCCCUGCUUGGUGUGGGGGUUGGGGCCAGCCUGGAGGGGGUGGGGCUAGCAGAGGCUCCCCCCCCUUUUGGGGGGGCUGAUGGCUGCUGCACUGCA
This is a messenger RNA of Alligator sinensis (Chinese alligator), 4242 nucleotides long. It is a transcript of the gene MINK1, whose product is annotated as misshapen like kinase 1. Gene Ontology annotation, biological process: protein phosphorylation. Gene Ontology annotation, molecular function: ATP binding; protein kinase activity. NCBI's taxonomy places the organism in Eukaryota, Metazoa, Chordata, Crocodylia, Alligatoridae. The record is from RefSeq and is a predicted model, not a curated record.